AUGUCGACGGGCCGGCACCGGCUGCAGUUCCUCCUGCAGAGCGCGAGGGACCUGAGGGAGACGCUGCAGACGAGGGGAAGUACGCUGGUCGUGAGGAAAGGGAAGCCGGAAGAUGUGGUCCAUGAUCUAAUUACUCAGCUGGGCUCCGUGAGUGUUGUGGUUUUCCAUGAAGAGGCUACGAAGGAGGAGCUGGAUGUAGAGAAGGGGCUGUUCCAGGUGUGUGGUCAGCAUGGAGUGAAAAUCCAGAUGUUCUGGGGAUCCACACUGUAUCACCGGGAUGACCUCCCCUUCAAGCCUCUCACCAGACUGCCUGAUGUCUACACUCAGUUUCGAAAAGUCGUGGAAACCGAGGCAAAGGUUUGGCCAACACUCCGCAUGGCAGAUCAGCUCGAGCCUCUGCCUCCAGGGGUAGAAGAAGCAUGUAUCCCUACAAUGGAGGAUUUGGGACAGAAGGAUUUUGUAACUGAUCCACGAACAGCAAUUCCCUGCAGUGGAGGAGAGACUCGGGCGUUAAUGAGACUGCAGUAUUAUUUUUGGGACACGAACCUGGUGGCCUCUUACAAGGGGACACAGAACGGACUGAUAGGAGCGGAUUAUUCAACCACAUUUGCGCCAUGGCUGGCCUUGGGCUGCAUUUCACCACGCUACAUCUACGAGCAGAUCCAGAAGCACGAGAGGGACAGAAUAGCAAAUCAGAGCACAUACUGGGUCCUCUUCGAGCUGCUCUGGCGGGAUUACUUCUGAUUUGUGGCCCUGAAGUAUGGCAGAAGGAUUUUCUCACCAAGAGGGCUGCAAGGCAAAGAGGUCCCCUGGAAGAAGGACCUUCAGCUCUUUGACUGUUGGAAAGAGGGCAGGACGGGGGUUCCUUUCGUCGAUGCCAACAUUCGAACGGGCUCCAUGUCUAACCGAGGGCGGCAGAACAUCGCCAGCUUCCUCACCAAGGAGCUGCGUCUCCACUGGAGAACAGGAGCAGAAUGGUUCGAAUUCCUGCUGGUGGACUGUGACGUUUGCAGCAAUUAUGGCAACUGGCUCUACAGCGCUGGCGUUGGCAACGACCCCAGGGACAACAGGAGGUUUUACACGAUCGAGCAAGGCCUGGAUUUCGAUGGCAGCGGGGAUUACGUGCGGCUGUGGGUCCCAGAACUGCAGGAGCUAAAGGAAGGAGAUAUCCACACACCCUGCGCACUGAGCGGCGCCUCCCUCCCCCAAGCAGGAAUAACCCUCGGCGAGACCUACCAUCCCGUUGUGACAGCCCCGGAGUGGAGCAGACACAUUGGCCCCAGGCCUCAGGGCUCUCAUCCCAAAGGCAGGAAAGGACCCGCACACCCACCGAUGCAGCACAAGGACAGGGGCAUAGAUUUUUACUUUUCUCGCAAGAAACAUCUAUGA
This is a messenger RNA of Tinamus guttatus (white-throated tinamou), 1389 nucleotides long. The record is from RefSeq and is a predicted model, not a curated record. NCBI's taxonomy places the organism in Eukaryota, Metazoa, Chordata, Aves, Tinamiformes, Tinamidae.